UACUAUUAAAUCUUUUGCUUUUCUAAUCCUAGCCUCCUACCUAGAUGAUGCCUAUUUCUUUUUUUUGUUUGUUUGUUUAUUGAGGUUUUUAUGUAGGUAAAACCUAACAGAAGUUUUCAUAACUUAGAACCACAUUUAUCUUUCUUUCUCUUUAAUUGAGAACAGAACAAGAAGCAGAAGAGAGAAACCAGGUUCAAGCUCAGACUUUUUAGUUUUGUUUGUUCCUUAAGGUUCAAGCAAAAAGUGGCCUCCAAGGUGAAGCAAAUAAGUAAAGGCUUUACUCAAUACAUGAGUGUCAUGAAUUCUCUUCUUUCAAUAUCUUUUGUGGUCCGAUUCAUUGAAGAUAACAACUAAACUGAUCAAGAAGCAAACUUAGUCAACUGUGAUCAAGCAAUGGAGAGACUUGAUCAUCCUCAUCGUCUUCAUCGUCUACUUCUCGAUACACCAAGCACAUCAGCAAAUAAUGGAACUACCAGGACUCGCAAUUCUUACACAAAUGAAGCCAAUUUUGACACCAACAUGGUGAUCAUACUGGCAGCUUUAUUAUGCGCCUUAAUUUGUGCUCUAGGACUGAACUCGAUCGUUCGUUGUGCUCUUCGUUGUAGCAGAAGGUUUGCUUUCGAGACCCCGGAUGAAACUGCAGCACGUUUAGCAGCCACAGGGCUUAAAAAGAGUGCAUUGCGCCAGAUUCCAGUUGCAGUUUAUGGCACUGCAGGGAUAAAGAUUAAAGCUACAGAUUGUACAAUUUGUCUUGGAGACUUCAUGGAUGGUGAAAAAAUCAGAGUCUUGCCAAAAUGUAACCAUGGUUUCCAUGUAAUGUGUAUUGAUACAUGGUUGUUGGCUCACUCUUCUUGCCCAACUUGUAGACAGUCAUUACUGGAGCAACCAACAACAGCAACAAGUUCUGAUGCAGCUGAUGUGGAUUCUGAAACCAGGCAUAAUCCUGGAAAUGCACCAGGGCUACAAGGUGAUGUUUCUAUAACUGUUGAUGAGGUGGGUUAAGGCUAGAUAGUUUGAAAAUAUUCCUCUAAAUGAUUGAAUAAAUAAGAAAAAGAAAAAGGGUUUUUUUGUUUGGGGGGUGUCGAUUAUUUGCCAAGUUAGGUUGUAACGAAAGGUUCCUGAGGCUCUUCUGUGAAUGUAUAUACAAACUUGGAUUUGGUUGGAGAUAAAUAUGGUUCUUAAAGGUUAAUUUCUUGUUUGGGCUAUUCAAUUCAUUUAAGAUUUUGUCAAGAUCUAGAGGAUUACUGAAUUGAAAUAACAUUGAUUUGUUCAAGUACAAGAAUUAGCUUUAAAACUUUUCACUUAUUCUUUUUCAUAGCCAUGUCAUUAAGUUUGAAGUAGAGAUCUGCCUUCUAAAAGUGAAGAGUGAAAAGGGUUAAAAAAAUAGAGAAACAGAUUUAACAAAGCAGAUAGAAUUGCCUUUGCCUCCAGUGUGGGUGAUGAUUGU
Molecule: messenger RNA, 1447 nt
Organism: Pistacia vera
Lineage: Eukaryota; Viridiplantae; Streptophyta; Magnoliopsida; Sapindales; Anacardiaceae
Product: RING-H2 finger protein ATL74-like
Exons: 1
Coding region: 394-1002 (202 amino acids)
Biological process (GO): protein ubiquitination
Molecular function (GO): transferase activity
Source: RefSeq, a predicted model, not a curated record